AUGCAGGCCCUACUAUCCUUUACCUCACUCUCCCUCCUCGUCUUGCCAACAGUCGCGAUGACCGGCAUGGUCGGAACGUGCUACUUCGCCAACGGAACAGCGCUCCCCGUAGAUCCAAUCUACAACCAAUACCAACCGUGUCAGUCUGGCGGCCCUUCAACGAUAUGCUGUGGCAUCUUCCGUGACAAUGUCGCUGGAGGCAACAUUACGGCUGGCGACACAACGGACGAAUGUCUGCCCAACGGCCUGUGCCAGAACCGAGCAACAACGACAGAUGGGGUGGAAGAAACAAAAUUCUUCGUUGAUUUCUGCGCCGACGACAACAUAGACAGUCCCAACUGUCUCAACGUCUGCGACCAAGUACGAGAUUCCUUCGGCAUUGCACGUAUAACGCCCUGCGACAACGGACGAGCCGAUAGCGAUCGAUGGUGUUGUGGCGAUAGCACGGCUUGCUGUACGAGUAACGUUGGAGUGGUGAAGUUGCCACAAAUGAUGGGAGCUGCAGUAUCGUCAAGUCGAGCGGGUCUGCCAACUACAGCACCGGUUUCCAAAGUAUCGUCAGCAUCGACAGUCUCAACUCCUACGACGGGGACGGAGGCACCAAGCAAGACACCAUCUGCUGCGGUGGGGAAUACUGGAGAAGAUCCUAGCGUCACUGGAGGCGUGAUUGCGGGCAUUGUCAUCAGCGGUGUCAUAGGGCUGGCUCUGCUGGCAGCCGCCGUCUUCUUCGCAAGGAGGGCGUCCAAGUAUAAGAGAGAGGCAGCGGCAUCGAAAUACGCUCAAGGCAUAGCUGGAUGCUUGCCCCAAAAUCCGGAUCAGGGACAAAUGUCAGAUUAUCAAAAGUAUAUGCACGACAGCCAGCACACCUACAGUUCCGCUCAGCCGUCUGAACUACCACCGGCACCACCAAGCGAGCUUCCUUCAUAUCAAUCGCCUCCUCCAGGAACUACACUGCCGCAACGAUGA
This is a messenger RNA of Alternaria postmessia, 966 nucleotides long. RefSeq lists its product as uncharacterized. NCBI's taxonomy places the organism in Eukaryota, Fungi, Ascomycota, Dothideomycetes, Pleosporales, Pleosporaceae. The transcript has 2 exons. The record is from RefSeq and is a predicted model, not a curated record. The coding region runs from base 1 to 966 and encodes 321 amino acids.